GCGCAUGCGCAAGCGGCUCCCUCCUUCAGCUCGUUCUUCCCGCUACAGCCGGGCUGAAUGGCCGACCCCGACGCCUCGGGUGUGGAGGAGCUGGCCGCUGGGCGCCGCGAAGCGCGGUGACUCGCCCUCCUCCAGCCUGAUCCGCUCGGCUGCGGUUCCCGUGGAAAGAGCGGGCCUGUGAGGGGAGCGGCGACCCCGCCAGCCCGAGCUCUUUCCCUGGCGGAGGCGGCUUCUUCCCUGGGACAAUAUGUUCAAGAGAAUGGCGGAAUUUGGGCCUGACUCCGGCGGGAGAGUGAAGGGGAUUACUAUCGUUAAACCAAUAGUUUAUGGUAAUGUUGCCCGAUAUUUUGGGAAGAAAAGAGAAGAAGAUGGGCACACCCACCAGUGGACAGUGUAUGUAAAACCAUAUAGAAAUGAGGAUAUGUCAGCAUAUGUGAAGAAAAUCCAGUUUAAAUUACAUGAGAGCUAUGGCAAUCCUUUAAGAGUUGUUACUAAGCCUCCAUAUGAAAUUACUGAAACAGGAUGGGGUGAAUUUGAAAUAAUCAUCAAAAUAUUUUUCAUUGACCCUAAUGAAAGACCUGUAACACUCUAUCAUUUACUAAAGCUCUUCCAAUCUGACACCAAUGCAAUGUUGGGGAAAAAGACAGUGGUUUCAGAGUUCUAUGAUGAAAUGAUAUUUCAAGACCCAACAGCAAUGAUGCAGCAACUGUUAACAACAUCUCGUCAGCUGACAUUAGGAGCCUAUAAGCAUGAAACAGAAUUUGCAGAACUUGAAGUGAAAACCAGAGAAAAAUUAGAAGCUGCCAAGAAAAAAACAAGCUUUGAAAUUGCAGAGCUUAAGGAGAGAUUAAAAGCAAGUCGUGAAACUAUAAAUUGUUUAAAAAAUGAAAUCAGAAAACUUGAAGAAGAUGAUCAGACAAAAGACAUAUAAGCAGCUAGUCGCAAGUUAAACAAAGUAGGGUGGACUCUGAUGGAGAAACGGACUCAAUGUAAUUCUGUGAUGUUUCUUGGAAGAACUACAGGUAUAUUUGGCCAGCCAUGGAUUUCACAGAGGUGAAGUCCAAGUUCACGAUAUUCGAACAGUCUUUAUUGGGAAAUAAUAUGUGUGUACUGAGAGUUGAUGCUGCAUAGCAUUCCAUAAUGUUAAGCACAAUUUUUAAAGUUUUUUUUUUUUUUUUGGAAUAUAUAUGUAGUUAUUUUCCUUUAGGCAGGCAUCAGAAUUUCAUUAUAAAGUAUAACCUGUACAAAUUUUGUACUUCUCUACUAGUGAGAAUUAGUAACUAGUGUGUAUAUUUAAUUCUUCAAGUUUUUGUUAUCUGCCCCUUCUGCCUCUUUUGUAUAUGAUGUACCAGUAAGUAUUCAAUAAACGUGCUUUUCUGCUCCCA
Messenger RNA from Nannospalax galili (Upper Galilee mountains blind mole rat), 1385 nucleotides. It is a transcript of the gene Yeats4, whose product is annotated as YEATS domain containing 4. Gene Ontology annotation, biological process: regulation of DNA-templated transcription. The record is from RefSeq and is a predicted model, not a curated record. The transcript is spliced from 7 exons. NCBI's taxonomy places the organism in Eukaryota, Metazoa, Chordata, Mammalia, Rodentia, Spalacidae. The coding region runs from base 248 to 931 and encodes 227 amino acids.